AUGCACAGGUUGAUAUAUGGCAUCGCUUUCCUCAUAGUUUUACUUGUAAAUGAUGUAAUUUGCUCAGAACUGAUGGUCGAUGAUGAAUUUGUGGUAAUCGAUGGCAUAAGGGUGAAGAAAGACUCAAUAAGAAACGAAACUAGUGAUGGAAAUAGGAAGUAUGGCAAAAGGGAUAAAAAAGCAGAAAAAACUGAAAGUGAUGACGAAGAUCAAGACGAACAAGACGAAGAUGAUGAUGAUGAGGACGACGAUGAGGAAGAAAUCGACAUCAGUCAGGAGGAAGAUUUAGAAUCCACGAAACAUCUUCCAACAAAAUGUCACGGUAAGAAAAUGCUUUUGAAAUGUUUCUUUUACGUCAGUUUAAUUAAUAAAUGUAAUUCUACUUUCAGUUCGACUUACGUGAAGCAAUAAUUUUCUAAGUACACUUAUUACAGCAUUAGGAGAAAUAAAAAAAAAGGUGACAUAUUUCAAUAAUUGCAUAAUUCUAUCAGUUAUAUAAAUGUUGUCAAUGGAAUUCCUGAUCAUAUCAAAAUUUAAAUAUGACUUUGAAUGAAUGUAUUUUAAAGACGGACUACUGUCCGAACAAUUCGAUUCUUACACUUAUAUUUUUUAAACAAUUAGGAUUUUUUGUUUUACAUGGUGUUCUCUGCCAGUCUGUUAGUCUAACAGAGUUUGGUUGAUGUAUAUUACUAGGUCAAUUAGCAUUACUUGCUUUCGGAAUAUUAUGAUUCACGUGAAUUUGCAAAAGUUUCCAGUUGCCUCUAUGAAGAAAAAAAAUUCUCAUCCCACCCCUUACCUCCUUUCCUUUCUCUACCGCAUUGUCUGCCGCGUUCAUGUUGUUGUGUAGUCCUCCACCUCUGCUGGCUUCAAUAAAGUUGUUGUUGUUGUUGUUGUGUUAACAUGGGAUUCAAUCCGAGUAGAACUUUAUGAGAGUGGUUAUUGACAAUUUCUAUAGCCACUGAUUCCAUCUUGUUUAAUAAACUGUUAUCUAUAAGGGCCCUCGUAGAAAAGCGGCCUAGUUUCCCAGGUGGUUGCUCAUUCAGCAGCCGUUGGGAAAACAUAAACGGAAGAAACCGGUUGAUAUCGUUGCUCUAUGACUAGUGGAUAUGAUAAACUCUUCUAAACAUAAUACGAUAAUUUGUAACAUCUAGCAUAUGUCAUAGUUUGCAGGCUUUUGGCGGUGGAAGUCGAAAAUAAGCUCACAACAAUUGGUAAGGUCAGAAAAACUCAAGAAAACGGACCCCCGAUUUAUUACAAAGAGUAGGUGAUGCUUGUUUGUUGAAAUGUUAUUAAUCCAUUCUGUCUACCUUACUCUCUAACAUUACCCUAAUUCACGAAAGACCAAAACAAUGCCUGUGGUUUGCUGGCUAUAGUGAUAGUUUCAUCUGGUCAGAGACCUCUCCCUACCACGACGUUUUGUCAUAUUUAGCAAAAAAGGCAAAAGAAAUGAAAAUGGACUUGAAGGAGCAAAUGAAUUCCAACAAAAUGCUGUUUGCCUACAAAAUCAGAACGUGACAAUUAUGUAUUGUUGCUGCUCUGCUCUGUUCAGUUCAUGAUGGUCUCCUGCAAGGUUAAAUUGUUCUAGGGAGGAGGGCUGUUUCAGAGAGAAAAAAAGUCAAGAGUUUAACUACUUGUUUCCUUAGCAAAACAAAAGUAUCGUGGUUUGUUGAGAAUGCAAGGGAAGAGGGAGUGUUCAGUGGGUUUGUUAAACUAGUGUUUCCUCAGUUGAGCCAAGACUGACGUAUAUUUUUUUCUUAAGAAAAAAAUUCGAAAAAACUGCCCUCUGUUUAAACUCUCAUGUAACAACACUAACACGGUGUUUCUUGCUUUAUCAUAUUCGUCUUUGGCAGAAAAAUAGUUAUCCUGAAAGUAACUGAAGACUUCUGUGAUUCCAUAAAAAAAUACAACAUCAGGGCUAAGCAUCCAUUCAGAUACAAACGAGGAGGUAGGAUUAAAUUUAUUUGUUCCCGCUCCACCGUCUCUGGUGCUACUUAAAAUAAGUUUUUUCCAUCAGCAAUCUGACCAAAAAGGACGAAAAUAGAUACCGUUUAAAUUCUCUCCCUGUCUUGUGCCUAGGCCUUUUUUGAGUUAUUCGGAGGUAGUCGUAGCGCAAGGGUUCAUGGGUAUUUUUGGUGAGCGGCGGAAAGCAUCAAAAACACAACUGCUGCCAAAAUAUUCUUAAAAAGCAUGGGUACGAGACAGUAGUUCUCUCGUCUCCAGAGACCUCAGAGCGGCGGGAAAUCAAGCUGAGAGAGAUUAUUUGAAGCACAUUGACUGAAAAUGACCCUUGCAUCCGACUGUAGAAAAGACCCUUGAAGGUCAUUCUGGUUCAAUUCAGGACCAUUAGGUCAUUAAUUUCAGGUCCUCUAAAUCUGUUAAAGACGGCCUUAACGCUUUGUAGCCUGCGAACACAGCCGUCUCUCCUCUAUCCUUGCCGCUAGGGACCAUUCGUCUCUCGAGUAGUCUAACAUGCUCUCUAGCAUAAAUACGGCAGUACUCAGUUGAAAGCUAAAGGGUGCUGUAUUUUUGUUAUGCCAGCAAAAAGCUAUUACCGUAAACACAUCGAAGAAGUAACCAAAGAAUCCAAAAUCCAGAAAUGGAUGUUUGCGACACCUGAAGAAGAUAUAGAUGAUCCUACUGGCGAAAUAAGGCGGCUCAAAAAACAGGUACAGAGAAUUCUACAAGGGGUUAGUGGGAGAAGUAAGUUAUAUCUUGGAGUAAAAAGCAAGUUUAAGACGUCCGUCUGUAAAGGAAUAUUUUGCAUUGCUCAAUAACAACUACAUCAAGUGUAAACGUAUAUACGGGGUGGGGGAGUUGUCUUUCAUGAUACAGGCAAGGACUAAUAAGGGUUAAUAACACGAUAAGUCAGAAUUAGUCAAAUUAGAUAAGGAUUAACCUUACUUAGGGUAAGAAUAACGAACUAUUACCUUAGGCAAGGUUAGGUAAAGAUUAUUUAAGAAGUACGACCCGUUAAUCUGCUAAAUUCAAUAAGGAUUUUAAUCGUGUUUUCACUUCUUACUAGUGUCAUGACAUGUUAGUGGAAACACAAGAAUUGCUCAUCCAUUGGUUUAUGAAAGCGCAAUCACGUGAUCUGACUAAGUGGCUCUGUGCUAAAAGAGUGUUGCGUGACGACAAUCAAGGUUAGUUACACUAAUUCCACAUCCAUGCCUCGAGGAGCGUGCGAUACUGCCCAGAAAGGAUUGGACCUUCAAAUUUUUUCGCGAAUUCUACAGUUUUUAAGGCCCCCAGUGCUUUAGCUUGGCUAUCAAAGUCAUUUUUCAAGAAACAUUUUUCUGAUUUACGAAGAAAAUUUUCAAUGAUCUAAUGCAAAAUAAUAACGUGGUCAAAGUGAAAGCCUGGAUACGAAGCUGAAUGCGUGAGAGUAGAAACAAUUGAAAUUAAAAUGGAAUGAGUUGAUUAACGAAAUGCCUUUUUUUUCUCGAUUUAGAUUGCCUUCAAGUCGAGAUGCCAAAAUCCAACAGGGUUCCGGCAUUGAGACCAAAGACGCCAAAGACUGAAGCAAAAAGUGUUUCUCAUGAGGAGCUGUAA
Messenger RNA from Porites lobata, 3549 nucleotides. NCBI's taxonomy places the organism in Eukaryota, Metazoa, Cnidaria, Anthozoa, Scleractinia, Poritidae. The record is from the annotation of a GenBank genome assembly.